UUAAUUUAUAACAUUUCUUAUUUAAGUUAAUUAUCUCAUUUUUAUUCAAAUAAACAAAAAACAGUGAAAGUACUUUAAAAUGGCAAACUUACCUUUCAAAGUGGAAUAUGCAAAAACAGGAAACGCCAACUGUAAAGUGUGCAAAGAAAAGAUUGAUAAAGGAAUAUUAAGGUUUGGUAUAUCAUUGCGUUCAAAAUUUUACGACGGUCAUCAAACACAUUGGCAUCAUGAGGAGUGUUUCUUUGAGAAAAUAAUACCAAAAAGCAUUUUUGAUUUUGAAAGGUUUAACGUACUGCAAUACAGUGAUAUUAAAAGACUGAAUGCAAAAAUCAAAUCCAUAUUAUCUAUAAUAAAAAACAAUCAAGAUAAAGAGCAACUUGUACAGUCAAAACCUAACAAAUUACCUAUACCAUCAUUUUCAAUUGAAUAUUCAAAAACGGGUAGUUCCACAUGUCGUAAUUGUGACCAAAAAAUUCAUAAAGAUGAGAUAAGAAUUUCUAAAUCUCAAUAUGAUCCACGAUUUGGAGACAGCCUUUUGUGGUUCCACGUUAACUGUUUUAUUAUAAAACGAGAAGAUUUGUUAUUCGAAAGAAACAUUAAUGAAAUACCUGGCUUUUUAAUUAUCAACGAAAAUGACCAAGUUCUGAUAAAUAAACAGAUCGAGACAUUAACAAACUGUGUAAGUACACAAAUAGAUGAUUCCGAUCAUUAUUUAGAGAUGAUUGAAGGAGAAUCAAGAUUAUUUGACCACUACCGAAAAGCACUAAGCGUUUUGAAUGACAAUGAACUCAAGAAACUAAUCGAUGCAAAUUCUUUAUUUUUAUCCAAAAGUCGAGAAGAACGGAUAGAUAUACUUGCUGAUUGCAUGACUUGUGGUGUUCCAGAAAUAUGUCCAGAAUGCAAACAAGGUCAAAUUGUAUUAGAUACUUUUUAUUACAAGUGCAUUGGUGAUACAAGCGCUUGGACACAAUGCACCUACAGGACAGAAACACCUAAAAGAAACCCUAUGAAAAUACCGUCUACUUUGGAAUAUAUUCAGGUUUUCAAAGAUUAUCAACACCCAGGUCUGCAGCGUCACUUUUAUAAAUUAUUUUCAAAAACCUUAGCAGACUCGGAAUCAAAUUCAUCUCAGCGAAUUCCACGAGAUAUAAAAGACGGAAGCAACGUUUCUGAACCGGAAAGAACAAAAUUAAUAAUAAAGCAUGGUAUGGAUGUGGAUCUCAAUUCGGGGUUAGGAAAUAUUGCACACAUUUAUAAAGAACAAAGUAAUUAUUAUUCUGUUGUUUUAAGUAAAACAAAUGUGGAUGAUAAUAAAAAUUCUUUUUAUAAACUACAACUGCUAGAGUCUGAUAAUAAAGAAAACUAUUGGAUAUUUCGGUCUUGGGGAAGAACUGGUACGUCGAUAGGAGGCAAAAAACUUGAAAAUUUCACUGAUUCCUGUGAAGCAAAAAAACAUUUUGAAAAAAUUUACGUACAAAAAACUAAAUAUCGAGAACUUUCAGGUCAUCACUUCAUUAAAAUACCGAGAGCUUAUGUGCCUGUUGAUAUAAACUACGAUGAUAUUUCAAUGUCAAAGAUAAAUAUUGAAAGUGAUUGUAAUCUACCUAUAGCGGUACAGGAGAUGAUUGUAAAAAUAUUUAAUACGAAAAUUAUAGAAAAUUGUUUGUUGCAAUAUGAUCUUGAUAUUAAAAGGAUGCCUCUUGGGAAAAUAUCUAAAGAACAAAUCAUAUUCGGAUAUGAAAUACUAUCAAGUCUUCUAGAAGACUUUAAUAAGGGUGUUAUUAAUAUAAACAAAAUCAAAGAUUCCACAAAUAAACUAUAUACGAUAGUACCCCAUAACUUCGGAUUGAAAUGCCCUCCAUUACUAGAUAAUGUAGAUUUAAUAAAAAUGAAAUUAGAAAUGUUAGAUAGUCUACUAGAAGUGGAAAUAGUUUAUGAUUUAUUAAAAUCCGCGUCUGAUGAUAUUGUAAGUCCCAUUGAAUCACUAUACCUCUCACUUAAUGCAGAUAUUACACCAGUAGACAAUACCUCUACAGAUUACGAUAUUGUAAGGAAAUAUCUGAAGAAUACACAAUAUUCCCUUGAUUAUACUAUUGACAUUGACGAGCUUUUUAAAGUUACGCGCGCUGGAGAAGAAGACCGCUACAACAAAUAUAAAGAACUUCAUAACAAACGUUUGCUUUGGCAUGGAUCGAGAAUUACAAAUAUUGCUGGGAUUCUAUCACAAGGGCUUCGUAUAGCGCCACCAGAAGCACCAGCAACGGGCUACUUGUUUGGCAAAGGAAUUUAUUUUGCCGAUAUGAUUUCUAAAUCUGCUCAUUACUGUUUUGUAAAUAAAAACAAUCCUAACGGUUUUGCUCUUUUGUGUGAGGUAGCACUUGGUAACUCAGAGAAAUGUUACAAAGCACAAAAUGUCACACUGACUGAUGACAUCCACUCAGUAUGGGGUGUUGGCCGCAUUCAACCGAACCCAACAGAAGAUGUUACAUUAAAAAAUGGUAUUGUAGUACCGCUUGGAACGCCAAACAACAGUGGUUCUCAGAGUAAUCUUAUAUACAAUGAAUAUAUUGUUUAUGACGUGGCUCAAGUAAAUAUAAAAUAUUUAGUACAGCUUAAAUUUAAUUUUAAAUAAAUACACGGAUUAUGAUGUCAGACUCAUGUACACAGUCGGUUUACUUUUGAGAUUUUAUUAUAUUUGA
Papilio xuthus (Asian swallowtail) is the source of this 2699-nucleotide messenger RNA. Its product is annotated as poly [ADP-ribose] polymerase-like. Gene Ontology annotation, molecular function: DNA binding; NAD+ poly-ADP-ribosyltransferase activity; zinc ion binding. The coding region runs from base 80 to 2632 and encodes 850 amino acids. The record is from RefSeq and is a predicted model, not a curated record. The transcript has a single exon. Gene Ontology annotation, cellular component: nucleolus. Lineage: Eukaryota; Metazoa; Arthropoda; Insecta; Lepidoptera; Papilionidae. Gene Ontology annotation, biological process: protein poly-ADP-ribosylation; double-strand break repair.